GUUUAUUUUUACUUAUUUAUUUUUCUAAAUGCAUAAAAUGUUUCGCGCUCCCAAAAUUAAUCCUAGCUUUCCGAUUAAACUUUAGAAGUGAGCCUAGCCAGCUAAGCGGCUAACUAGCGUGCUAUAAUGACAAGGUAUUAGUGUUGAGCCGUAGUCCGGGUUAACGUGAUCAAAUGUGUAUUUUAAUACACGCCCUAUUGUGGUAAUUUAGCAGAUUUUAGAAAACGGCUAUUGAAAUGGUGAACGUCAUGGAAUUCAAUGGCGGUAGCUGGGAUGUAGCGCUGGGGUUCGGGCUUUAGCAGCAUGGUAGGCCAUGUUGUUUCAUCGAGCUAAGAAUGUGUAACAAUUUUCAUCGUUAGCUAGCAUUAUCCUCACUGCUCACUGCUGGCUCGAGCAGAGUUAGCCAGAUUUAGGACAGCUAACAACAUGCUAUAUACAAACACAUUAGAUCAUUAAACUCUUCUUUUUCACCACAAAGGACAUGCGCUGCCAGUUAUGUAAGAUGGGGGACGCCUUUCCCGGGCUUUUUGCGAGAUUGUUCAGCAGCGGUUUAAGCCAUUUUAAUCGAAAUACGUUUUAAGCAUUCGGGAUAUUCGGUGUAGCUGAUUUGUAAACGGUUUGUUGGUGUGUAUUUAACGUCGUGUUUAACCGCAGUGUGUUUUCCACCUUACAACAACCGUGUUGUUUCAUGGCGGUAGCUGCGCUCGAGCUCGAGUUGCGUAGCUACAUUGCUGUUGUGAGGGCGGAAGCUAGCGGCGGCCAUUUUAGAGCUAGUUAGCUGUGUUCCAGUCUGAGCUGCACAAGAUGCCCACCGCGAAAGGCGUCGUAAUUCUCCGAAGAGGCUGAGUCACAAUUACUAGUGCACGGCCACUCCGAGACUGGAGCAGGACACCGACAAGACAAGAUUAAGCUAGAUCCUCCCGGCUCGGGCUGACCGAAAAGGUCCCAAGCAUUUUUGAUUCUGAGAAAGCGGUGCUCCUAGAGCAGCGCUAAGUUUCACUUGAACGGGAAGACGGAAGUCGUCAGGCUGGAGUGUGUCCUGAUGGCUGAGUCAGAGACUGAGUGUGACACACCAGGCCUUGACACGCUGGGGUCUGAGUGUGUCAUAACUCACACGCAAGUCGGUGACUUGCACUAUGCAGCGGAGACUGAGAUUAUGACCCAGGAGGAUAAGAGGCUUGACCUGGAAGCCAUUCAUGGUGAUCUUGGGGCUGUGGCUUGUGUUGACGCCGUAACGGAGACAGACCACGACUACACAAAGUCGGAAGUACAUGAUCCGCAAUACUUCGGAGGUGCAGACAUGAAAGGCAACGAGGCUCUGCUAGGUGAGGUGCUGCUGAAGACAGAGAUGGGUGGAGCCGGUGCAGAGCAUGUAGUGAAGGUUGAGUCAGAUCAUGGAGGAGAGCUGACGGUGGAGUCGGAGAAUGGUGUCAUCAUUCACGAAGCCCAGGGUCUUCAGUGCAACGAGUGCGGGGAGAUAUUCGGCAGCAUGACGGAUCUACAUCAACACUUCGAAUUGCAUAAAGCGACUCAUCCCUACAUUUGUAUCCAGUGUGGUGAGAGCUUUGCUGUGGAAACUAGUCUGAGAGGGCACAUGAAAAUACACAUGAAGGAGAAGGGCUAUGCCACCACUGGUGUGGAGAUGGUUGGUAAGGGGGUCAUUGAUGCAUUCAACCUUAAACCACAUCAGAUGAUGCACUCCCCUGAAAAGCCACACAGAUGCUCUGAAUGCGGGAAGAGCUUCGCUGCAGCCAUCACGCUCAGAGAGCAUAUGAAAAUGCAUUCUGAUGACAAACCCUACAAAUGUACUCAGUGCAGGAAGAGCUUUGUCCGCAGGCGCCACCUAAAGAAACAUCAGGAGCUGCAUGCUCGUGAGAAGCCAUUUACCUGCCCUCAGUGUGGAAAGGGCUUUGCAACUGCUUCUAAUUUGAAACAGCAUCAGAAGACCCAUGCUGGCGAAAAACCACAUCGAUGCUCCCAGUGUGGCAAGUGUUUUGCGGCAGCAGCCACUCUGAGAGAACACCAGCGAAUCCACUCUGGUGAGAAGCCCUACAAGUGUAACCAGUGCAGGAAGAGCUUCGUAAGAAAGCGCCACUUGAAGAAGCACCAGCUGGUGCACCAGGGUGGCAAGCCCUACCGAUGCUCUCAGUGCGACAAAGGAUUCAAUCACUCCUCAUCCCUGUCACGACACCACAAAGUCCAUCUGGAGGCCAAAAUGUAUGCCCAGCCUGAUAAGGAGUUCCCCUUUGACACUCCUAUGAAGAGGGGAAUGCUCACAGGCGAAAAGCCAUACAGCUGCAACCACUGUGAGAAGAGCUUCAAUCAUUCUUCAUCGCUGUCCAGACACCAGAGAACUCAUUCGGAUGGGAAAUCCUACACUUGUGCCCACUGUGGCAAGAGGUUUAAUCAUUCCUCUUCUCUUGCAAGACACCAACGUGUGCACUUGGAUGAGAAGACCCCAUAUAGUGCUAUUCCCACAGGAAAAGGAUUCCCCCCUACUACCAUCCUGAAACAGAGGAUUCUGCAGAGUGAGAAACCAUACAGGUGUUCUCAGUGUGGAAAAGGUUUCAAUCACUCCUCCUCCCUCUCAAGGCACCACAGGAUUCACGUUGAUCAGUAAUAUCACCAUUAAGGUGGCUGUGGUAUUUUACACUUUGUCCCAGCUUUGUUUCAGGCCAACCUCAAAUUAUUUUUGUCUUUAUAGAACUAGGCUAAAAUGAAAAUCUAAGGUUUAUUCUGGUUCUAUAGACAGAUAAAAUAAUCUUCUGGUUAAGUCAUUUAACUUUACAUGAUAAGGGCGAUGAAUUUCAAUAACUGGUAUGAUUGCUAUUGAGCUGCUCCUGUGCAAUGUGCAGAUCGAGCUUGCUGCCUUUCAUUUGCCAUCUGUAUGAUGUAGCAAUUUCAUGCUUAAUGACCAGGCUAGUUAUGCUCUCACUCAGACCCUUGGAAAGAAAUUGGGAUGGACAACAUCGGAGCCUGUUUUGAGCUUUAGACACAAUUGGUGACCAAGUAAAAAUUUCAGGAGAGAUCCACCGCCCACCCCCUAACAAAAUCUGUUUAAAUCUUUACCCGUCGUCUUAUUCAUGGCCUGUUAAGAUAUUAUCAUUUGUAAAUAAGUGUUGAUUUUUUUUAUAUACAUAUGUAUAGGUGCGUGUGCAGUUCUUUUACACAUUACACAGAAUUUUUGUAUGACCCGGUCUGUCUUAGCCGUCUUUAUUUCGAAAAUAGGAUGGUGCUUGAAAGUUUCACUGGCUCCAGGCAAAGGUGCACGUCCGCAUAAAAUUAGUUUCAAAGUUACUUCAACUUAAGUCACCAUUGCUUUCAGCAGCAAUUAAAAUCGGCUGUGUGGGGGUCAAAUUAACUGAACAGGAGAGUUCAACUGUAGCAUACUUUCAGUGACGAGCUUGCAGUCAGGCAGCUUCAUUCUAAAAUGAGCUGCGAGAGACUCGAGCUUCUUGGCAAAAUUCAGCCGUUCCUUUUGAAUUGUCUGACUUACUGACUGACUUCAGAAUACCUAGAUUGAUAAAUCAGUGUAUACUUACAAUUCAGUGUAAUUUGAUCUAAAUGUUCCCUCUGAAGCAUUUCUUAACUAGUUCCCUUUGGUACUAUACAACUUGUUACUAAUGGGUAAAUUGCAUAUUUGCGUUCAAACCUAACGUCAUUGCCGUAGAACUAGUUCAGACAUUCAUAUAUAUAUAAUCUGUAGUUAACUUAUAUUCUGGAUACAUGCAGCAGAUUAUCAAAAUUUAGUAUAAUAGAUUGUGUGUAAUUAUCAGUACAAUAAAAAAUAGCUUGCUCUUGGUUCUUUCUUUCAGAAUUCCACGAAGAUACACUUUCUACUUAAAGUACUGUGUAUGGGGGAAGAUCUUUUACAUACUGAUGUAUUUUUUUAAAUAUGGUUUGGGUAAUCUGAAAGGGAAAAGAGGAAUACUGUUUUUAUGGGGGUGAACAUUAUAUUGAACAUUUUUCUUUCUUUCUGAAUAAUUGUGCUUCAACUCAUAGCAUAGGCUUUUUUCCAUUGUUAGAUAGGUGCCUUAUUGCAUGCUGUGUAGAAAUGUAUGUUGAGCUGUAAUAGAAGAAAAAAAAAAGGUUUGGCUCUUCUCCCUAUGUUUGCAUACUAACCAACAUAUUUUACUUUUGACCUUAGGUAAAUUCUGUUUCCUUUUCUGUAUAUGAAUAUAUGUUUAUGCUGUUACUGCUGUCUUUUAAUUUCCCUGUCCAUCAGCUGGUCUCAUUGUAGAAAAACGAAAGGUUUAAGAAAAAAAAAAAAGAGAAGUUACAAAACCUUUGAUCCAUAUUUUGAUUGCCCUCAUAAGUGGUCAGAUCUUGUUCCAUGUCUUUACUCCAUCUUUGAGUGGCACACAUGGAUAAAUAAAGGUUCUUGACUACC
Messenger RNA from Hemibagrus wyckioides, 4390 nucleotides. RefSeq lists its product as uncharacterized. The record is from RefSeq and is a predicted model, not a curated record. Gene Ontology annotation, molecular function: DNA-binding transcription factor activity, RNA polymerase II-specific; RNA polymerase II cis-regulatory region sequence-specific DNA binding. Gene Ontology annotation, biological process: regulation of DNA-templated transcription. Lineage: Eukaryota; Metazoa; Chordata; Actinopteri; Siluriformes; Bagridae. Bases 1043 to 2620 code for a protein of 525 amino acids. The transcript is spliced from 2 exons.